Molecule: messenger RNA, 5394 nt
Organism: Neodiprion fabricii
Lineage: Eukaryota; Metazoa; Arthropoda; Insecta; Hymenoptera; Diprionidae
Exons: 1
Coding region: 1-5394 (1797 amino acids)
Biological process (GO): DNA integration
Molecular function (GO): nucleic acid binding
Source: RefSeq, a predicted model, not a curated record
AUGACGAUCGACGAAUACAUUGAACGUCAAACCGAUCUCUUCAGGCGCAUCUGUCGCACUCUCGAAAACUUGCGCAAGCUCGGUGAAGCAAGAACAACCCUCGGGCAAGUGCAAUCGCGAUUAGAUGCUUUAAAUUCAAAUUGGCUGAAGUUCCAAGACAUGCACGAGACAGUCGAUCAAACUAGAAUCGCAGCAAAAGGUGAUCAACUCGACGCUAUCAAGAGACUUUCGUAUUUCGCGAAAGACUAUUACGGACAGUGCGAAGAGCAAUACUUAAACGCGAAGGGAGAGAUGCUCGAUCUACUCGGAACUCUCAAGACUCUAUCGGCACCGAUCGUGCCAACAGCCGUAGCCCCCCAACUCACAACUGGAGGAGCCUCAAAACGGCUACCACGCAUCGAAUUGCCUACGUUCUUGGGCAAUUACUCAGACUGGAAGUCUUUCCACGACCUCUUCACAUCAAUCGUUCGCGAAAAUUCGCAACUCUCGGAAGUGGAAAAACUGCACUACCUAAAAACAAGUCUUACCGAUGAACCGUCACGACUCAUUAAAAACAUCGCUCUUACCGCUGAAAACUUCCCUCGAGCCUGGGAAACUCUCGUCUCACGGUACGAAAACAAGAGACUUUUGACGGAUUCUCAUCUCGCGACACUUUUCGCGAUUCCUCGUGUCACGAAAAAGUCGUCAUCAGAACUGAAGAGCUUGCACAGCAACACUUGCGAAGCUCUUGGCGCACUCGAACUUCUUGAUAGUCCCGAGAAAUUAGGGGAUCACAUCAUCGUGCACAUGACGAUUCGCAAGCUCGACCCAGCAUCUCUCGAAGAGUGGGAGAAAAGUGUUAGCGAGAAACUCGAGCCCCCCACGUUUGCGGAGCUCAAGGCGUUUCUCAUCGGUCGCAUCCACACCCUCGAAGCCGUGGAGCAAGCUCCUGCUCACAAUCAAAUCGCGACGUCGAAACCGCACUCAUCGCCAGGAAGGUCAAAUCUUCAGACGACAAGGUCACAUACAGCGCAAUCAAAGGAACAGUCGUGUGCUUGUUGCAAAGGCAACCACUACAUCGCGUUCUGUUCGACCUUUCGCGACAAAUCUCUGGAUCAAAGAAGGGAAGUGGUUUCUGCGAAAAAGCUUUGCUUCAAUUGUCUCGGUCCACAUCAGCAGAAGGACUGUCGAUCCAACAAAACGUGUCGCGUGUGCAACGGUCGACAUCAUUCCUUGCUGCAUCGAAACUCUUCUUCAAUCUCGACAGCUGCCAACAGCAGCACAUCUCAAGGACAGGCCGCAGUAGCGCAACCUGCAGUGCAGAACGCACCGAUCUCGAACAGCGCCUCUCAGGUGAGCAACCACUCAGCUCAGCCUACAAUGAUCAAGCGCUCUCCAGUUCUUCUCGCCACAGUGCAAUUGAUCGCUUCGAAUCCGGAGACUGGAGAAAGAAUCAUCGCUCGCGCUCUACUCGAUCAAGGAUCCGAAAGUUCAUUCGUCACGGAGUGGCUAGCGCAACAAUUGCGACUACGUCGGCAUCAAGCAACGAUACCGAUCAUUGGCGUCGGAGCUCAUCAAUCGGCAGUGACUCGCGGCAUCGCGACAUUGCAACUCCAAUCUCGUGCUCACACCUCGUUCUCAUGUCAGGUAGAGGCACUCGUGCUUCCACGACUCACAUCGUAUCUACCCUCAUUUCGACUUCUCGUCGAAGACUGGCCUCAUCUACGAGGACUCAACCUCGCGGAUCCAAGCUUUGCACAUCCCAGUCAAAUCGACGUAAUUCUCGGAGCUGACAUCUACAGCAACAUCAUUGGUCAAGGAGUUCGAAGAGGAGCACCAGGAACACCAAUCGCGCAAGAAACUCAGUUCGGUUGGGUCCUCUCCGGCUGCGUUUCAGCGGAAGCAGCAAGCCCCUCGUAUGGCGCAGUCCAAGGCUUCCAAUGCUCCCUCGAUCACGAACUGCUCGAUCUCGUGCAGCAGUUUUGGAAGCAGGAAGAAGUGUCGAAACCUUUGGCACUAACUUCCGAAGAAGAGCGUUGUGAGGAACACUUUCGCGAAAAGGUUUCUCGAACUGCGUCCGGUCGUUACGUAGUUCGGCUGCCGCUCAAAGACAAUUCGGUAGAGCUCGGCAACUCGCGGAAUCCCGCGCAUCAAAUGCUCCUUCGUUUGGAGAAACGGUUCGGUAGCGACGCGAAACUCAAGGAGGCUUACUCGAGCUUCCUUCGUGAAUAUCGUGAACUCGGGCACAUGCGUCGCGCUAUCAAUACACCUGAAGACAAUUCCCGCGUGUUUUAUCUUCCCCAUCACGGUGUAGUUCGCGACAGCAGUUCAACAACAAAGUUGCGUGUCGUGUUCAACGGGUCUCAAAGAACCAACCUCGGACUCUCUCUCAAUGACAAUCUUCUCGUCGGUCCAAAAGUGCAAACCGACCUCGCGGACGUUCUCUUACGCUGGCGACAAUAUCCAGUCGCGUUCUCAUCAGACAUCGUCAAGAUGUACCGACAAAUUUUGGUCCACAAUGAUGACCAAGAUUUUCAGCGAAUCCUCUGGAGGGAAGAACCAGAGCUACCGAUUGAAGAAUAUCAACUUACUACGGUAACGGAUCUCGCGAUCCGUGUUCUUCAUCAACUCGUUCAGGACGAAGGUAAGCAGUAUCCCUUUGCGAGCCACAUCAUUCUCGAGAACACGUACGUCGACGACAUCCUCUCAGGAGCAGAGGACGUUGGUCUUGCAAGCGCUCCGUAUCUCGCGAUCCGUGUUCUUCAUCAACUCGUUCAGGACGAAGGUAAGCAGUAUCCCUUUGCGAGCCACAUCAUUCUCGAGAACACGUACGUCGACGACAUCCUCUCAGGAGCAGAGGACGUUGAUCAAGGUCGCGAGAAAAUCAACGAACUCAAUCAAUUGCUCAAGGCGGGCGGCUUUGAACUUCAAAAGUGGACUUCAAGCCACCCAGAAACUCUCGUUGACAUUUCUCGAAACCAUCAAGAGAUCGCGAUGCAUCUGAAUCUCGAUCAAAGUCCAUUCUUUCGGGCUCUCGGUCUUGCGUGGAGACCAGACAUCGACGCGUUUGCGUUCUCUCCGCAAAUUCAUCAAACUCGGGACAAUUUCACGAAACGAAAAGUUCUCUCACAAACCGCGCAGCUCUUUGAUCCUCUCGGAUGGCUCUCGCCGAUCACGAUCAGAGCCAAAAUCUUUAUGCAGGAAUUGUGGGCACUCGGUUUCGACUGGGACGAGCCGCUCUCAACUUCAUUAUCCUCGCGAUGGAUCGAGUUUCUACAAGAUCUUCAAGGCAUCUCAGCUAUCACCAUCCCACGAUGGAUCGGGUCAAGUUCAGCAUCUCUCGGGAUAGAGAUCCACGGUUUCGCGGACGCCUCUCAAAGUGCAUUAGGCGCAGUGAUCUACGCGCGAACGUAUAUCAACACUCACGAAGUGCGCGUUUCACUAGUGUGCGCGAAAACUAAAGUAGCGCCGCUAAAGAAGGUGACAAUUCCUCGUCUCGAACUCUGUGCUGCGAAUCUUCUCGUCCGGUUGAUGUGUCAUGUGGAAAAGACUCUUAAUUUCGAAAACACCCCGGUUUAUCUGUGGACGGAUUCCACAGUCGCGCUCGCGUGGAUCAAAAGCCACCCAUCGCGGUGGAAGGAAUUCGUUCGUAAUCGCGUAACGGAAAUCCAAGAGUUCGCGCGCGCUCGUUGGUAUCACAUCUCGGGUUUUGAAAACCCCGCUGAUCUUGCGUCUCGUGAUGCAUCUCCGGAGCAACUUCAAAAAUCAGAACUUUGGACCUUCGGACAAUCCUGGCUCUCGAAGCCUUCUGUCAAUUGGCCAUCCUUAUCUCCGCGACCGGAAGAAAACAUUCAUCUCGAGGAAAGAAAAGGGCUGUCGACGCACAUCGCAACUGCUAAGCCGCUACAAAUCUGGGAUCUCGUCGAUCGCUACUCAAAACUAUCGACUCUCCUCAAAGUCACAUCAUUGUGUAAACGCGCAGCAAAUCGGUUCCUCGCGAAGACGACAUCGAAUCGCGUAAACACGUCUAUCACUGUCGGACCGAUCUCUACUCUCGAAUUGAGCGACGCCCAACUGUUUUGGACCAAGGUGACCCAGCAGGCGUACUUUGCAGAAGAAAUUCGCCAAAUCGAGACAAGUUCAAGUCUCACUCGAAGUCAUCCACUAUCGCGACUCACGCCGUUCAUCGAUUCGAACGGAUUCCUCAGAGUCGGUGGUCGACUGAAUCACUCAUUGCUUUCGUACGACGAAAAGCACCCGUUCAUCUUGCCUCGCGAAUCAUCGUUCUCUACAUUGAUCAUGGAUCAUCAUCAUCGGUUGACGCUCCACGGAGGUCCGCAACUCACUCUCGCUACAAUCCGACAGCGGUACUGGAUCCUGGGAGGAAGAGUACCGAUCCGCAUGUUCAUACAUCGUUGCGUUCCUUGUGCGCGUCAUCGCGCCACCCUCAGCAGCCAACAGAUGGGCCAACUCCCUCAGUCUCGAGUCACGCAAUCAAGGCCGUUUCUUCACUCUGGCGUUGACUACACUGGUCCAUUCUCGAUUCGAGCCUCCCGCGGAAGAGGAGCGAAAUCAUGCAAGGGAUAUAUCGUUAUCUUCAUCUGCUUCACGACCUCGGCUGUGCAUCUCGAGCUAGUUUCGGACUACACGACGGAGGCAUUCAUCGCAGCGUACAAACGCUUCACAUCUCGACGAGGAAUUUGUGCCUCAAUCGCAAGCGAUUGUGGAACGAAUCUCGUCGGCGCAGACUCAGAACUUCGCCGUCUUCUCGCUGCAUCGUCAAAGGAGUUCGCAGAAAUCGCAAACACCCUCGCAUUACACGGAACCCAGUGGCGGUUCAAUCCUCCCUCCGCGCCUCAUUUCGGUGGAAAUUGGGAAGCCGGAGUGAAAUCAGUCAAAUUUCACCUCAAACGAGUCAUCGGAGAAGCUACUCAAACGUUCGAGCAAUUCGCGACGUUCCUCACGCAAGUAGAAGCCACGCUUAAUUCUCGACCUCUUUGCGCUAUCUCGGACGAUCCACGGGAUCCAAGUGCCUUGACGCCAGGACACUUUCUCGUCGGCUCAGCAUUGAACACAAUUCCUGAGCCGUCACUCAUCGAGGUGCCAGUUCAACGGCUAUCGCAUUGGCAACACUCGCGUCAAAUGCUGGAGCAUUUUUGGAAACGGUGGAGUACGGAGUAUCUUCAGUCCUUCCAAAACCUCUCGAAAUGGCAGACUCAUCACGGGAACAUCAAAAUCGGAUCCAUCGUUCUCGUAAAAAACGAAAAUCUACCUCCAUCUGUGUGGCCCCUCGCGAAAGUGAUCGAAGUGCAUCCGGGAACCGACGGUCUCGUUCGCGUUGUGACCGUUAAAACGAAAUCCUCUGUGUUAAAACGUCCAAUCGUGAAAUUGUGUGUGCUUCCAGUGUCCUCUUAA